CAUCCGGGACAGUUGGUAUUGGGUAAAACGCGAACGAGCCAGCGUCGAGACGCUCAACGAGACACUUAACGGAAGCGCAGUCUGAACUACUCAAAGAAAGUUUCUAUGAUUGGUGAAGCGAGCUCUUGAUUUUUUUUCCCGACACCCACCUUCAAGUAUUCCUCGUUUUGACUGGACAAAUAUAGGUGGAAUUCCGAUUGGCUGAAGCUUGGAUUACUAUGGCAACGCGUGGGUUCCCCCCCAUCUUUUCCAGUCUGACGAUCAACGAUGGGGCCGGAGUGCCUUCAACAGCCCCAGCCACAUAAAGCAAAGAUAUGCAUGUGGAAAUACCUAGAUGUUCACUCCAUGGAUCUCAUCAACAAGACUGAAACCACUGAUGAUCUGAAGAGCCUCCUCUCCAGCCUCCUCGAUCUCCAGGAUUUUGAAUCAAAUCCACGCUCUGCUAUCUUAUUGGAUCUGUACUUCUACACCAUCCAGUUCUGCCAGGAACACGGUUUCAACCGGGAACAGACCUCAGCCUUCUUCUCUAUUGUGAAGGAUGUACACGACGCCUGUGUGGAAACACCGCUACCCAAUGUGGAGGAAUGCUACAAGUAUUUCACUGAACUUGUUUUCUGCCACUCCAUUCGGAGACCCCCCUUCAGCAUUGAUCUCUUCAGUCAGGACCAGCUGGUGCUCAUAACUGACUAUAUGAUCAACACCUACUUUCGCCACUACAAACUUUAUAAAUAUGCUUUCACUCCACAGGUGCGAUUGGACAUAUCAUUCACCUAUAUUGGGAUGCCUGAACCAGAGCCCAAAGAUGAGGAAGCUGCGGCUGAGAGCAUGGAGGCAGCUUUGAUGCCUCUGCAAGAGGAAAUGGAUGAGACAGCAACUGCAGCUGAAGAAAGUCCCACUGCUGCGCUGCGAGAGUACAUUGCCAGUCAGCUCACCCAGGAGCUGACCCUGCUGCGCCUUUCAGUGGAUCAACGUUUAAAGGCAACGGAGGACCAGUUUAAUGCCAAGCUGGUCCAGAUGGAGAAGGGUCCUGGCACUGGCAAGGGGAGUGCCAAGGGCAAGAAAAAGUGAGCAGGGUGAUGGGUUAGGUGGGAGGCGAGAGAAUAACUUUUAGAUUAGCAAAUUUUUGCCUCUGCUGGGAAGUUAUAAGGGCCCAUUCACAAAGUAUGCCAUGCAUCAAAGACAGGAAGGAUAUAGGGAAGUUACGGCAAUGCGUAUUUAUUAACAUGGGACUAGCAGAUCAAUUUCUGAAGGCUUUUUAACGUGUACAGAAAAUCCCUACAGAGAUAUCCACUUACAACUGCACGGUUCCCUGUGGAUAUGAUGUUAAGAUAUUAAAGAAUUUUCCUACAGUUGAUGCACAUUUUCU
Molecule: messenger RNA, 1366 nt
Organism: Rhineura floridana
Lineage: Eukaryota; Metazoa; Chordata; Lepidosauria; Squamata; Rhineuridae
Gene: CFAP119
Product: cilia and flagella associated protein 119
Exons: 10
Coding region: 268-1068 (266 amino acids)
Source: RefSeq, a predicted model, not a curated record